Molecule: messenger RNA, 1331 nt
Organism: Anguilla anguilla (European eel)
Lineage: Eukaryota; Metazoa; Chordata; Actinopteri; Anguilliformes; Anguillidae
Product: C-X-C chemokine receptor type 5
Biological process (GO): G protein-coupled receptor signaling pathway; immune response
Cellular component (GO): membrane
Molecular function (GO): G protein-coupled receptor activity
Source: RefSeq, a predicted model, not a curated record
AAAAGUUUUCAUUCUGGGUCGGUUGGCUGACUCCUACAGUAAUAAUAUACAGCGCACUUAUGACAAAUAUCACAUUUCCGAUCAUCAACCGGAGGAGCAUGGAUCAGAUAACAAAGAGAAUAACUAUCGACGGGCUGGACGAAAUUGACUUCCCCAACUACUCUUGCCCCUCGUCUAACUGCUCGGAGGGGGAGGACUGGGAGCUGGCGUGCGACGGUGCGGUUGAAAUGCAGGCCUUCCACGCCUGGUUCCAGCCCCUGGCGUACGGCGUCAUGCUCCUGCUGGGUGUGACAGGAAACGGGCUCCUAUUGGCCGUCCUGCUGCGGCGCCGGACCCGCCUGCGCGCCACCGAGGUCUACCUGCUCCACCUGGCGGUGGCCGACCUGCUCCUCCUCCUCACCUUCCCCUUCUCCGUGGCCGAGCACGCGGUGGGCUGGCUCUUCGGCGACUUCCUGUGCGCGGCGCUGGGCUUCCUGCGCAGCCUCAACUUCUUCUGCGGCGUCCUGCUGCUGGCGUGCAUCAGCUUCGAGCGCUACCUGGCCGUGGUGCACGCCGUACGCAGCCUGCGGGGCCGACGCCCCCUCACUGGCCACCUGACCUGCGCCGCCGUCUGGCUGGUCAGCGCGGGGGUCUCCGCCCCCAUCUGCGCCCUGCUGUCCGUGGAGGAGGGGGGGGCGGCGGGCGACCAGCCCUGGUUCCGCUGCCGUCCCCACAGAAACGGUAUCCACGACAGCAACUGGGUGCUGGCCAGCCGCGCGCUGACGCUGUCGCUGGGCUUCUUCCUGCCGCUGGCGGUGAUGACGUACUGCUACGCGGCGGUGAUCCUGGCGCUGUGCCGCAGCCGCCACCGCAGCCUGGAGAAGCACGGCGCCGUGCGGCUGGCCCUGCUGGUCACCGCCGCCUUCUGCCUCUGCUGGCUGCCCUACAACGUCGCCGCCCUGCUGGACACCCUGGUCAUGCUGCGGCUGGUGGCGGUGGAGAGCUGCGACGCCCUGACGCGGUCCAAUCAGGCGCUGGCGGUGACGGAGGGCGUCGGGUACGCGCACUGCUGCCUCAUCCCGCUACUGUACGCCUUCCUGGGCGUGCACUUCCGCCGGGAGCUGAGGCAGCUGCCCUGCGCCGCCGCCUGCUGCCUCCGCUGGGGCGGGUGGCCCAGCCUGCCCUCCUCACGGCUCCACAGCACCACCCAGCCCUCCUGGUCCGAGGGGGCGGUCACCACCGCCACCAAGGUCAUGUGACUCGCCUCGCUCCGCCCACCAACCCACCCGCCAAUGAAAUCCACGGCAAUUUGACCAGAGGGAAAGUGGGACUCAUUCAGCAGUGUUGGUUUU